Messenger RNA from Scheffersomyces stipitis CBS 6054, 1926 nucleotides. It is a transcript of the gene HAS1, whose product is annotated as ATP-dependent RNA helicase. Gene Ontology annotation, biological process: maturation of LSU-rRNA from tricistronic rRNA transcript (SSU-rRNA, 5.8S rRNA, LSU-rRNA). The record is from RefSeq and is a predicted model, not a curated record. The coding region runs from base 180 to 1883 and encodes 567 amino acids. Gene Ontology annotation, molecular function: ATP binding; RNA helicase activity; nucleic acid binding. NCBI's taxonomy places the organism in Eukaryota, Fungi, Ascomycota, Pichiomycetes, Serinales, Debaryomycetaceae. The transcript has a single exon. Gene Ontology annotation, cellular component: nucleolus.
UGUUGAUCUCAGUUCAAACUGCAUAUAUUCCGAGUAGCUCGUGAGAAAACACGUGAGUGAUAUCAUGCGCACGAUGAGAUGGGCAGCUCGAAAAAAUUCCAAUCUCCAUACAAAAUAUAUUUGUAGAUUUUUCACGUAAACUAUAUAUCCGUUUCAUAUCCAGCAGAAUCAAGCAAAACAUGGCCAAAAACGUCAACUCUAAGGCCAACGGCAAGAAGAGUGGUUCUGUCAAAAGAGCUUUGAAAGAAAAGAAACAGCCUGAGCCGGAAUUUUCGGAUUCUGAAGAUGAUGAAGUCGACCAGGAAAAGCUAGUUGAAGAAUUAGAUGAAGAUUUCGACGAGGUAGCCAAUAUGCUUGGUGCUGAUGUGACCGAUCCCGAAGAAAAGAAACAAUCCAAGCUUGAAAGAAAGAGAAAGAGAGACGAGGAGGCUACUGCAGAAUAUACUAAGCCAGAAGUUGUAGAUAAUGAAGAUGAUGCUCAAAACGACAAGUUUGAAGAUGCCGGAUUAUCUGAGCCCACCAUGAGGGCCAUUCUGGACAUGGGAUUCAAGACAAUGACUAAGGUGCAAGCCAAGACUAUUCCACCAUUGUUGGCUGGAAAAGAUGUAUUGGGAGCUGCUAAGACUGGGUCUGGUAAGACGUUAGCAUUCUUGAUUCCUGCCAUAGAACUUUUGUACUCAUUGAAGUUCAAGCCUAGAAAUGGAACUGGUGUCAUCGUCGUUUCUCCUACAAGAGAAUUAGCAUUACAAAUCUUUGGAGUUGCCAGAGAGUUAAUGGCCCACCAUACACAGACGUUUGGAAUUGUAAUUGGGGGUGCCAACAGAAGACAGGAAGCCGAAAAGUUGGCUAAGGGUGUCAACUUGUUGAUCGCUACCCCAGGAAGAUUGUUGGAUCAUUUGCAGAACACACAGGGAUUUGUAUUCAAGAACUUGAAGGCUUUGGUUAUCGACGAAGCUGAUAGAAUUUUGGAAAUCGGGUUCGAAGAGGAAAUGAAACAGAUCAUCAAAAUUUUGCCUAAGGAAGAAAGACAAUCCAUGUUGUUCUCGGCUACGCAGACUACCAAGGUGGAAGACUUGGCCAGAAUCUCAUUGAGACCUGGUCCAUUGUAUAUAAAUGUAGUACCGGAAACGGCAGCAUCUACAGCUGAUGGCUUGGAACAGGGUUAUGUAGUAUGUGAUUCCGACAAGAGAUUCUUGUUGUUAUUCUCGUUCUUGAAGAAAUACUCCAAGAAGAAGAUCAUUGUGUUUCUUUCUUCUUGUAACUCAGUCAAGUACUUCGGUGAGCUCUUGAACUACAUCGACUUGCCAGUAUUGGAUUUGCAUGGUAAACAGAAGCAACAGAAGAGAACCAACACCUUCUUUGAAUUCUGUAACGCCAAACAAGGAACUUUGGUGUGUACUGAUGUAGCAGCUAGAGGCUUGGACAUUCCAGCCGUCGACUGGAUCAUCCAGUUCGAUCCUCCUGAUGAUCCAAGAGACUAUAUCCACAGAGUCGGUAGAACAGCCAGAGGCUCGAAUGGUAAGGGUAAGUCGUUGAUGUUCUUGACUCCAUCCGAAUUGGGCUUCUUGAGAUACUUGAAGGCUGCUAACGUUCCUUUGAACGAAUACGAAUUCCCCACCAACAAAAUCGUCAAUAUCCAGUCACAAUUGUCGAAGUUAAUAAAGAGUAACUACUGGUUGCACCAAUCAGCCAAGGAUGGCUACCGUUCAUAUCUUCAAGCAUACGCUUCUCAUCACUUGAAGACGGUGUACCAAAUCGACAAAUUGGAUUUGGUCAAGGUGGCUAAGUCGUUUGGUUUCGAUGUUCCCCCUAAGGUGAACAUUACUAUCGGAGCCAGUGGAAAGUCAAUAGAAAAAAAGCAUAAGAAGCAAAAGAGAGCUUAGGGUAGAUAAAUAGAAAGCAUAAUCCUGAAUGUACAUUAGAUAG